AUGGACGCCGUCUGGGACCGCUUCUGCCCACACCUCCACCCCCGGCCCCCGGCCACCCCCCACGCCGCCCAUCCGGAAUGGAAGACUUCUCUCGACAGCCACGUCGAGGUGGAUGGCGUCGGCACACUGCCCGUCAUCAGGGUCCUCCAAGAGGUCACUGCCCUCUGCCUCUGGCCCAGUGUUAUUGUCGCCCUUGGCAUGCCCUCAGAUCCUGCUUCCCAGGUGCGCGUCCCACCGCCCUCGGCUCAAUCAGCCAUGUCUCUCCAGCAGCUGUACAAUCUCACCAUCCGGCACUGGGAGCCCUCCAUUUUUUCAGGCCUCCUAGGGGCGUAUGCCUCGGGCACCAUGCCGCCACCUGUCGCCCAGCCAAUGGACCGCGCCUUCCAGUCCCACCACUAUGGCCCGUCCACGCCCAUGCGCGAGGCGGAUCUCACCCAGUGGAUCAACCUCACCCCUGGCGCCUGGUCUGCCCAGCAUGACCCGUUCAUCGGCAACGGCGGCCAGAACACCCUUUUUCCUCGCAAGUCGUCUUUGGCGUCUACGGCCUUUCCCUUUCCCUUCCAGCUUGAUGACGAAAAGAAGCCUGCGGAACAAGACGAGCAGGCCUCGACAGAGGAUGACAAUCACGUGGCGGGUCUCGACGAGCUGUUGGCGGGCAUGGAAGACCAGCGCGAUGAUGUGCAGCAGGAUGUCAAGCCGGUAGAAAACACCACCACCCAGACAUUCAAUCUGCCCACGCCUGAAACGACGUCGCCUGAUUCACCCAACACCACGUCAAACAAGAUGGUAUUAUCCCCCCCGACGACCAUGUCCUCUCCGUUUGUCACGGCAGGCUCGUCCGUCAGCGCUGCCCCCGUUCCCGUUCCCGCUCCCGUCCCUGCCAAACCCCACACCAAGGCACGUCCGCCCCAACUGUCCAUGCCCCCCGUCGACUUUGUACCGCCGCCUCCGAUGUGCAUGUUUUUCAAGUCGGCGUUUGACAAUCUGACCGACGGCAAGGUCGGGAUUUGGAAGGGUGAUUUGGAGGUGCGAGGCAGGGGCGGUGGCAAGUUUUCAGUCUUGGUUGUUGGCGAGCAGGGCUUUGAUCAUUUAUGGCAAUCAACCGCUUGGCCGCAACAACUCUCGUAUCCCAUGCGGUCGGUAUCGGAUAACGACUGCUAUACCAGUUCCAUGAUCCCCGUUUCGCAUCUCGCCCGCGAGGGUCUCGUCCCCAUUACCAUGGGCAUGGUCCUGUGUAACGAGCCGGCAGAUAGGAUCGACCCGUAUGUCAAGAUGGUGCACGGCCUGCAUGCGGAAGGAGUCGCAUUCCACUUGCCAUGCGAUGACCCGAGGCUGCCCGUCGUCUUUCUCCCUGCCAAGUUUCAUGCCAACGACCCGCUCCUCCGGCUGGGCGUCGCAUUCAUGGGAAAGGCCGGGCUCCCCUACCCCGCCGCCGGGCUCCCCCAACCAACCAACCAAGAUGCCGAAGAGAGCGGGGUGGACGAGCCGGCGAGAAAGAAGAGGAGACAGAGUGCGCCUGUGCCGUCCAAGAGCAAGAGCAGGAAAGGCUCGAAAGAUUAA
Cryptococcus wingfieldii CBS 7118 is the source of this 1560-nucleotide messenger RNA. RefSeq lists its product as hypothetical. The transcript is spliced from 4 exons. The coding region runs from base 1 to 1560 and encodes 519 amino acids. NCBI's taxonomy places the organism in Eukaryota, Fungi, Basidiomycota, Tremellomycetes, Tremellales, Cryptococcaceae. The record is from RefSeq and is a predicted model, not a curated record.